AUGGCGGAUGUUUGUUUCCGUGACUUAUGUGGGGGAAAUAUGAACAAGCUGCGAGGCUCGAUCCACCCACCCCUGCGCACGCAGUGUCUCCUGCAGAGGCAGGCGUCUCUCUUGCACCCAGGUGCCUAUUCCUUCUUUGUACCAAGAUCUCUUGCCCCUUUGCCCAAAGAGAAGGCACUGCUGUUUCGGGUGCAGGGCAGUCUCGACCAGUGUGGUGUGGAUGAAAACAGGGUUUUAGGGUUCAGUGCAAAACUCACAGGAAGUCAGACGAGCGCCGUGCUGUGUGCAGGCGGCUGUGCCCUGCUGGCCCUCAGCUCGCUGCUGGCCAUCGUCGCCGUCCUGCUGCCCAGCGGAGCCUGCGAGAGAAGAGUCUGCACCCUGGCUGGCUACAUGCAGACAGCGGCAGUGUUCAUAAUGGCUUCUGGGCUUUUGGUUUACCCUUUUGGUUUCAACUCUGCUACUGUGAAGAGAUUCUGUGAGAAUUCAGACAUCUACUAUGCAGGAGACUGCCAGAUUGGCUGGGGGUAUAUGCUGGCAAUUGUUGGGGUCAUGUUGUCUGUCUUUUUACCAUUCUUUGCAAAAUAUGCACCAAAAGAGCACAUAUCUCCAACUCCAAUACCUACUAUUUUAUAG
This is a messenger RNA of Antrostomus carolinensis (chuck-will's-widow), 633 nucleotides long. RefSeq names its product LHFPL tetraspan subfamily member 7 (gene LHFPL7). Bases 1 to 633 code for a protein of 210 amino acids. The transcript is spliced from 3 exons. The record is from RefSeq and is a predicted model, not a curated record. Lineage: Eukaryota; Metazoa; Chordata; Aves; Caprimulgiformes; Caprimulgidae. Gene Ontology annotation, cellular component: membrane.